Pipistrellus kuhlii (Kuhl's pipistrelle) is the source of this 4150-nucleotide messenger RNA. It is a transcript of the gene STX1B, whose product is annotated as syntaxin 1B. Gene Ontology annotation, cellular component: SNARE complex; endomembrane system; plasma membrane. The transcript has 11 exons. Gene Ontology annotation, molecular function: SNARE binding; SNAP receptor activity. Lineage: Eukaryota; Metazoa; Chordata; Mammalia; Chiroptera; Vespertilionidae. Gene Ontology annotation, biological process: exocytic insertion of neurotransmitter receptor to postsynaptic membrane; intracellular protein transport; vesicle fusion. The coding region runs from base 78 to 944 and encodes 288 amino acids. The record is from RefSeq and is a predicted model, not a curated record.
CGGACCCUGCCCCCGGCCCAGCCCGAGGCCAGAGCAGCCGCGGCGGGAGGACGAGGAGGAGGAGGCGCCGUCGCAGGAUGAAGGACCGGACGCAGGAGCUGCGGAGUGCGAAAGACAGUGACGAUGAGGAGGAGGUGGUCCACGUGGAUCGGGACCACUUCAUGGAUGAGUUCUUUGAGCAGGUGGAGGAGAUCCGGGGCUGCAUCGAGAAGCUGUCGGAGGACGUGGAGCAGGUGAAGAAGCAGCACAGCGCCAUCCUGGCCGCCCCCAACCCGGACGAGAAGACCAAACAGGAGCUGGAGGACCUCACUGCAGACAUCAAGAAGACGGCCAACAAGGUUCGGUCCAAAUUGAAAGCGAUCGAGCAGAGCAUCGAGCAGGAGGAGGGCCUGAACCGUUCCUCCGCGGACCUGCGCAUCCGCAAGACUCAGCAUUCUACACUCUCCCGGAAGUUCGUGGAAGUAAUGACCGAAUAUAACGCGACCCAGUCCAAGUACCGGGACCGCUGCAAGGACAGGAUCCAGCGGCAGCUGGAGAUCACCGGAAGGACCACAACCAACGAAGAACUGGAAGACAUGCUGGAGAGCGGGAAGUUGGCCAUCUUCACGGAUGAUAUCAAAAUGGACUCCCAGAUGACGAAGCAGGCGCUGAACGAGAUCGAGACGAGGCACAACGAGAUCAUCAAACUGGAAACCAGCAUCCGCGAGCUGCACGACAUGUUUGUGGACAUGGCCAUGCUGGUGGAGAGCCAGGGCGAGAUGAUUGACCGAAUUGAAUACAACGUGGAACAUUCCGUGGACUACGUGGAGCGAGCUGUGUCUGACACGAAGAAAGCCGUGAGAUAUCAGAGCAAGGCCCGGAGGAAGAAAAUCAUGAUCAUCAUUUGCUGUGUGGUGCUGGGGGUGGUCUUGGCGUCAUCCAUUGGGGGGACGCUGGGCUUGUAGGCCCACCACCCCUGUCUCCCCCAGACCCUUCCCCACCACAUCGGGAGCAAUACCCCCACGACCCCUGUCACUCCAUCCCUGCUCCAGGCUCACCCCAAGACAGACCCAGGCAGCCCACCCUUACCCCCCCACCCACCUCCCGCCAUCAGACCCUGGAGUCCCUGGACCUCACUGCACCGUGGACCCUCCCCCCACAUACAUAGCAGCAGGCGUGAUUACACAUGCACACCAACAUGCAUGCCGCCGGCAUGUGCUCGAGACGAGUGGACACCCCAGCGUGUGUGUGUGUGUGUGUGUGUGUGUGUGUGUGUUCACAGAUGUGUGUAGAAGCAUCACGUCACCCUCCUUGCCCCCACCGGUCUGUGUGUUGUCUUAGCUUUCCCCUUCGCUCAGUGGUUGUGUAGACGGUGGCUGGGAUCACACAGCAGCCUACCGAGCCCUGCUCUGUCUUCUGUGAACAGGUGUGUAUGUGUGUGUGUGUGUGUGUGUCUGCAGGUCUGUGGGCACAUAUCUGUGUACAUGGACUUUGUUGUUGGAGUGUUUGAAUCCAAUGCAAUAGCACUUCUUCCACUGACACCCUCCCCCACAUCUGCUGUGAACGGGCAGGCUGUGGGUGUACAGAGCUCACUCCCAGAGGAUCCAGGUAGGCCCCAGUUCACAGGCCACGGCAGGCACCCCACGGAGAGAGAUGUGAGCCAGUCUUCCUGGCUGAGUCACCCCAGGCAUGGGUCCUAGGGGAGUGUGUGCAUAUGUGUGCAUGUGUGUGCAUGUGUGUGUGUGUGCGCGCGCAUGUGUGUGAUGAGCUGUGGAGUUGAGCCAACAUAAGAGGAAGCACACACGUAUAAAUAGCCUGGCUUGGCUUGCACGUACACAUACAUUUCCACAGCAGGUGAUGUGAGAAGCACGUGUGUGUCAGAUCUGCUGCGUGCUGGUCGUCUCCUCACACAGAGCCAUCCCUGAGGGCACCGGGCACGCUCGGGUGGGCACAGGAGGCCGUACUUCGAUGCUGUUCGGAUGGUCCGUGUGAGCAUGCGUGUGCACUGCACAGAGGCUCCUCCACAGUGCUCUGUCCUGUUGACUGUGUGCACACGUUUCUCUUUAAGGUCCCGUGCCCCAUCCAGGUUUGUCUGUGCAGAUUGACUUGCCCCUCCCUCUCUCCCCGGAGCCGCUGCCAGUAUCUGGCGAUGGCCACACACUGCAAUAUCAACAUUGUGCAGCGGCGCCUCCUGCCCGGGCAGGUGUCAGAGCCCCUGACACAGCCCACACGCCUCUCUUCCCGUCCCUGCCGGAGGACCGGCUGUGCCCAUGAGGGCCGGGACACCGUGCGCUCACUCAGGCCAAGGCUCAGGAGCCUGGUGCAGGGGACCGCGCCCCCGCACACUGGGGCGCACACAGGCCUGCCCCCGUCCGCACAGGAAUGCCUCCUAGAAGGGCUAGUGUGAGAACAGACUGAUGAGGCCAAUGUGGAGGGCGACCCCAGACAGCGAGGGAUGAGAGAUCCCGCCUCCCGCACACUUACCUCAGAGCAUUUGUCUCCCUCGCCCCACCCGAUGCUCUGGGCUCCGUCUCAGGGACCUCGGUCUGGGGAGCUGUGUGUUGCAAGCGCACCGGAGUGGCCAGCGUGGCAGCAGCCGCUCAGGAUGGGCCAAGUGCUAGGGUCCAGCCCCUGGACACAUGUGCCGAAAUGUCUGCAAUCACUGCUCCCCACCCAGGUGGGCACAGGCCUGGGUUUCUGACGGUGAGGAAAGGGCUAGCUCCUGCUGACGAAGGCAGCACAUGCACAGGCAGGUUUGUGCGUUUGGUGGCUGAUGGGGGUGCAUGAGCAAAGGAUAAUGUUAGAAGCCCCUGUGCUCCGUGGCUGAGGAACAUGGAUCCACACGAACAGGACUGAACACAGUGUGGGCAUCCAUGUGCACUGGGUAAAGGACUCAGGGUUGUGUGCAGAUCAUUUCCCAGGGUUCCGCUUUAUGUGAAGCGUGUCCGUGUGUGUGUGUGUGUGUGUGUGUGUGUGUGUGUGAAAGGGGGGGGAACAGAUGUGACCUGGGACACAGUACCCUCCCCAGCCCCACACCAGCUCUUCCCCACCUGGCUGUUUGGGCUCUACUUGUGUGUGGCCAAUAUGUGUAAAUCCCAAGGUGUGCUGUCCUGAAGAAGGGCCCUGACUGCAUUCCCAGAAUGCCCUUCUGCAGGACAGGAAGUGGCCCUGUGUCUGCCGGCAGCCCUCCUGCUCCCUUCUCACUUUUAGGGGCGUCAGAGAAGACCCCGGCACUCCCCCCCCGCCUUUUUCCUUCCGGUGCCCAGCCAGGACUCCCUUUCCGCCAGGUGUUUCCUGAGUUCGCUCGGCCUUGGGACCACGGAGGCUGGAGCCAGGCUGCUGCCUCCCUGAGUGGUGUCAGGCCCAUUGCUGCCAUCUCAGUGUCAGGCCACAGGACCCCAAGGUCUGCUGCGCCCCAGCUUCCCUGAGUCCCAGCCUCAUAUGAUGUGUUUGCUUAUUGGCUGCUGUCCCAUGUGCUCUGGAGUGUUGUCUGGGGGUGGAGUCUUUUACGUGGUCUUGGAGGUGUGUGUGCUCCCACCCGCCCACACCGACAGCCAUUGUGCUCCAGGUGGUCCCGGGCCUGGCCAGGGCUCACUGCUUCCCUUCCCUUCCCCUUUAACCCCAGCUCUGCCUCUCACAAAGCACACUGCGCGUGUCCAUCCCAUGUGCCUGUGGGUCGAUGCACGCUCAUGCCACGCCUUGGGCGUGUGUACAUGAUGUGUUCUAUGCAUUCACCCUGCCCCCCAGCCUGCCCCGCAAAGGACAAGAUGGUGGCCCCCGGCUCCCUUCCCACCUGCCCCCUGCCCGCUGUGCAGCCGUGUGCGUUGGCGUGUGUUUCCGUGUCGCUGGCGUGUCACGUGAUGUAGCUGUGUUUGCUGACUUGAGCCCCUGCCCCCUCUGUUUCCCCUUUGGUUUCUAGAGCUUUCCCUCGCCUCUCCAGAGGGGACAGGACUCUUGGGGCCUGGCUGGGGGCCCAGAGCCAGGCCACCCUCUCCUGUUAGCCCUCAGAGACCCAUUUCUCUCUAUUGGUGACCAAGUUGCAAAUGGAUAAAACACAGGAAAAUUCUGCCCUCUCUCCCCAGCCCUGCAUGUCCUGUCCCCAAAGCCCCCCACCCCUGGGCCGGGUUGGGCCCCGUGGAACGGGAGAAAUAGCAACCAAUCCAACAGCGGG